CACGUGAGAGGAUCGUGCCGGAUUCCUCCGGUGCGGCGGCGGCUAACUGCCGGGCGUCCGGCGGGGCUGAGAUUGCUGGCCCGGCGCGCGUGGGUGGCCCGAUGCGGCGACGGCUCCGUAGGCUGUGAGCCGGGUGUCCGGCAUCAGAGCCCCGUGUGCCGCCGUGGGGCCUCGCGUCCCGGGCACACGGGAUGCGGGCGGCCGACUCGGGCUCGUGGGAGCGCGUCCGCCAGCUCGCGGCACACGGCCAGCCGACUCCGUCCUGCGGCCGGGACACCGGGCCCCUGCGCGCUCCGGAACCUGGAGCCUGCGAGCUAUGCACGGAUGCUGCGGCGCCUCGAGAGCAGCAGCGAGCUGGGGCGGUCACCGAUGCUGCCGAUGGCUACGGCAGCCAGCUGGUGCUCCUGCGGGAGGAAGUGGUCCAGCUUCAGGAGGAAGUGCACCUUCUCCGGCAGAUGAAGGAGAUGCUGGCCAAGGACCUGGAGGAGUCACAGGGCGGCAAGUGCUCCGAGGUCCUCUCAGCCACGGAGCUUCGGGUGCAGCUGGUGCAGAAGGAGCAGGAGCUGGCCAGGGCCAAAGAAGCCUUGCAAGCCAUGAAAGCCGACCGGAAGCGCUUAAAGGGCGAGAAGACCGACUUGGUGAGCCAGAUGCAGCAGCUGUACGCCACCCUGGAGAGCCGCGAGGAGCAGCUGCGAGACUUCAUCCGCAACUACGAGCAGCACCGCAAGGAGAGUGAGGACGCCGUCAAAGCGCUGGCUAAGGAGAAGGACCUGCUGGAGCGAGAGAAGUGGGAGCUGCGGCGGCAGGCCAAGGAGGCCACAGACCAUGCCGCUGCUCUGCGUUCCCAGCUGGACCUCAAGGACAACCGCAUGAAAGAACUGGAGGCCGAGCUAGCCAUGGCCAAGCAGUCCUUAGCCACACUGACCAAGGAUGUUCCAAAGCGGCAUUCACUCGCCAUGCCUGGCGAGACGGUGCUCAAUGGCAACCAGGAAUGGGUGGUUCAGGCUGACCUCCCGCUGACUGCUGCCAUCCGUCAGAGCCAGCAGACGCUCUACCACUCCCACCCUCCCCACCCUGCAGACCGGCAAGCGGUCAGGGUGAGCCCCUGCCACUCACGGCAGCCUUCCGUCAUCUCCGAUGCCUCUGCUGCUGAAGGUGACCGGUCAUCGACACCAAGCGACAUCAACUCCCCACGACACCGGACGCACUCCCUCUGCAACGGCGACAGUCCCGGCCCAGUUCAGAAGAGCCUGCACAGUCCUAUUGUACAGUCACUAGAGGAUCUUGAAGACCAAAAACGGAAAAAGAAGAAAGAGAAGAUGGGAUUCGGCUCCAUCUCUCGAGUCUUCGCCAGAGGGAAGCAACGGAAGUCCCUCGACCCGGGCCUCUUUGAUGACUCCGACAGCCAGUGCAGCCCCACACGGCACAGCCUCAGCCUGUCCGAGGGCGAGGAGCAGAUGGACCGGCUACAGCACGUGGAGCUGGUGAGGACCACGCCCAUGUCCCACUGGAAGGCUGGCACAGUGCAGGCCUGGCUGGAGGUGGUGAUGGCCAUGCCCAUGUACGUCAAGGCCUGUGCAGAGAAUGUCAAGAGUGGGAAGGUGCUUCUCAGCCUGAGUGACGAGGACCUGGAGCUGGGCCUGGGCGUGUGCAGCUCCUUGCACAGGCGCAAGCUCCGCCUGGCCAUCGAGGACUACCGUGACGCCGAGGCUGGCCGCAGCCUGUCCAAAGCAGCUGACCUGGACCAUCACUGGGUGGCCAAGGCCUGGCUGAAUGACAUCGGCCUAUCCCAGUAUUCCCAGGCCUUCCAGAACCACCUGGUUGAUGGGAGGAUGCUGAAUUCCCUGAUGAAGCGGGACCUGGAGAAGCACCUGAACGUCUCCAAGAAGUUCCACCAAGUCAGCAUCCUGCUGGGGAUUGAGCUCCUGUACCAAGUGAACUUCAGCAGGGAGGUCCUCCAGGAGCGCCGAGCCCGCUGUGAAACGCAGAACACAGACCCGGUGGUCUGGACCAACCAGCGGGUGCUCAAGUGGGUACGCGAUAUCGACCUGAAGGAGUAUGCAGACAACUUGACUAACAGCGGUGUCCACGGUGCUGUGCUGGUGUUAGAGCCCACGUUCAAUGCCGAGGCCAUGGCCACCGCCCUAGGCAUCCCCAGUGGGAAGCACAUCCUCCGAAGACACCUGGCAGAGGAGAUGAGCACCAUCUUCCAUCCGAACAACUCCACAGGCAUCCGGGAGUCUGAGCGCUUUGGGACGCCACCUGGCAGAGCCUCGAGCAUCACCAGAGCUGGAAAAGAGGAAGGGAGCAGCAACAGCAAGUACAGAGGCGGGCGGCUGCCCCUGGGGAAGAUAGGAAGAGGUUUCAGCAGCAAAGAAGCUGAUUUUCACGACGACUAUGGCUCUCUUGAGAACGAGGACUGUGCGGACGACGACCUCCAGGGCAGGCCUGAGCAGUGCCGCCUGGAGGGAUACAAUAGCCUGGAGGUCACCAAUGUGUAAGAAAACCUUGGGACUCGGCUACAAAAGCAGAGAGAGAAGAGCAGCCCCACAUUCCAGUGCCAUCCAUCCCCACUGUACAGAGAGGUCUGGGGCUGAGGGCAGAUGCCAGGACAGCCUUCCCAGAGACGGCUGCCACUUCCAGUGGGCACCAAGGACAGAGAAUGCCCACCUAGGUGUCUUAUAUCUCUGAAGACAGGCCCCGAGGACACGUCACCCAGUCAUGACCCAGCAGGUGACCCCGGUGCUGUGGCUCACGGAACAAACUGGACGUUCCUGGCACUCUACCCUGAACUUCCAAGAAGGGGAGGAGUGUCAGUGCCAGGGCCUGGAACACCCUUCUGGAAGGGGCAGCAAACUGCCCCCUCCGCCCAGCCAGCCUUGGCAGAGCUGGGGCAUUGAGAACCGGCUGCAAAGCCAGCCAGCAGUGGCCAAGUGGUGAAUGCCGCCCUCGGCCCACUGGGCAGAGAACAUGAACUCUGACCUGGUCACUCACUCUGGAAGGAUGCAAAGUGACAUGGGCCUUCCUUCCACUUUAAGAGCACUGCAUCGUGAGGUGGACAUGUUGGGAGCAGGAGGGGAUCUCUGCAAGGCAGAGGGGCCUGGCGGCAGCAGCCCCAAAAGCUACAGGCAUCCUGUCACCAGGACAAAUGUGACUUCAAGAGUGUGUGCGUGGUGGGGGGGGAGUUGCUGAGCUCUGACCCCAAACAGUCAUUCCAAGCAUGGGCACAAAAUGAGAGAAUGCCUGUCAUUAACCCAACAAACCUCUGUUGUGACGUCACCUGAGACAGGUGUGCUCUCUCAUGACCUAACAGAGGUGCGAAUCCCACAGAACGAGGUUGCUGGGCUACCGAGCAAGGAGCUCCCAGCCCUUUUCUAGAUCUGCCACUAUUUUGCUGUGUGGCUUUCUCCCAGUGGCCUCACCUCUCUGUGCCUCAGUGUCUUACCUAUAACACUUCCGGUUCCUCCCAAGGAAGCUGAGGAUUAACAUUCGCUAACAUUUGCCACAAGCUUUGAGCCUCUCAGGAAGCAACUUAGAAGGGAUGGGAUGGGGAGGAACGAGCCUAGUAACUUCCAUC
Messenger RNA from Arvicola amphibius (Eurasian water vole), 3577 nucleotides. RefSeq names its product kazrin, periplakin interacting protein (gene Kazn). Gene Ontology annotation, molecular function: protein binding. The transcript is spliced from 15 exons. The coding region runs from base 192 to 2501 and encodes 769 amino acids. The record is from RefSeq and is a predicted model, not a curated record. NCBI's taxonomy places the organism in Eukaryota, Metazoa, Chordata, Mammalia, Rodentia, Cricetidae.